AUGUUGUUUCAGAAUAUCCUCAUUGCCGCUUCCAUCGGCCUCGCAGCCGCCUCUCAAUCCUCAGGCCGAGAAUGCGGUCGCAAGAUCGCACCGUGUCCUGAAGACACCACCUGCAAGCCAAUUCUUGCCAACUGCAAAGACAUCAACAAAUGCUCAGGCAUGUGUUACUUCAAGAACGAAUAUCAAACCUGUGGAGGCUUCCGCGCCACGCCUCCUCCGCCCUGCAAGAAGGGCACUCACUGCGUUGAUGACCCUCGGACUCCUGGUGACUGCGGCAUGGCUUGUGACAAGCCUGGUAUCUGUGCGCCCAACAAACCGCACACAUGCGGCGGAAUCAUCGGAGAGAAGUGUCCCAAGGGUCUGUACUGCUAUGAUAAUCCGUCGGAUGACUGCGAUGCUAAGAAGGGAGGCAAUGAUUGCUCUGGAAUUUGCCUGUAG
Molecule: messenger RNA, 438 nt
Organism: Fusarium subglutinans
Lineage: Eukaryota; Fungi; Ascomycota; Sordariomycetes; Hypocreales; Nectriaceae
Product: Kazal domain protein
Exons: 1
Coding region: 1-438 (145 amino acids)
Source: RefSeq, a predicted model, not a curated record